AUGGCGAGAUUGUUUGUCCACGCAUCAACUCUUCGUAUCACACUUCUUCUGCUGUCUGCUGUGACGCUGGUUUACUUGAUCUUCUACCUCGUAUGGGAUGAUUCUGUUUCCUGUGAGCAUCCACGUAGCCAUGCUGGACAUGAGCACAGCGUCAAGAGCUGGCAGGAAGUGGAGCUCAGUCAGGGAGAUUUUAUGGACCAGCACCACGUACCUGCAGGAAUGGGUAUCUGGCUAAAAGAUCGCAACAUUCAGAUCAUAAGUGCUAUCCAUGAUCUCCACCACCCUAAACAAUCUGAGAUUCGCAUAGUUCUGCCAUCAUUUCUGCAACACUCAUCACAAAGAGAAUUUGUGUGCUGUUUUCAUUUAUCAGCUAAAUCAGAUAAGUAUAUAGAGGUACCUGCUGGAUUAGACUUCAUUGACCUGAGAUUCAUCGUUGACAUACAGAACGCAGCAUUUGAUUGUGUCCUGAAACAUUCUGAGACUGCUGGUGACCAUCGGAUCAAGUUUGUCUCCUUCGCACCACGUACAUGUCAGGAAGACCUGUCUCUUCCAUUGACAGUUGUCUACCCUGUACGCAGAAGUUGGGAGUUUGCCGUGUGUACCAAGGUUGCUUAUGCAAGGCUUGAACCUGUACGCUUGGUGGAAUGGUUUGAGUACAUGCGCCUGAUUGGAGCCAGUAAGAUUGUGACAUUCCACAACAACCUACACUCGGAUUCGAGGCGGGUGUUUGACUUCUACGCAGCCACUGGAUUCCUGGAGCUGAUAGAAUACAGGCCUCAGACACAGAAAAGUAGGAUCUUGUACAAGGAGAAGAACUCACAGACUAAUGGAGCAAGGCAGGAGAAGACGCUGGUGGUGAGGGACUGCCAGUACAGACUGGGCGGCUACGAUUUUGUUAUCACUAUUGACUUUGAUGAACUACCAGUCCCUGCUCGGCCUUACAGGACUUUAAAUUCCAUAAUUCAGAACUUGCUUAGAAACAACAGCAAGGCUGCAGCUUUCCGUAUGGAUCCCAUUCUUCUACCACCAGAGUGGCAGAAACCUGCACAAGAUCUGUACCACUGGCAGUUUUCUAUGGGGACCUACAUUGCCCCGCACUGUGUCAAGUGGGCUUAUCUUCCUGCUCACACAUGGCUAGCCACUACACACGACGUGACUCCAAAGGAAGGCUAUAGCAACUAUGUGAUCCCCCAUGAUGUUCUCUACUUUCUACACUUCCGCUCCUGCAAGGCUGACUGGCAAGGUGUGCACUGCAAGAAUUUGACCCACACUUUUCACAACGAGGUGAUGCUGAAGCGGUUUCAUGGAGAUGUGGUACGAAACCUGAGGAAGCUCCCCCUGGAAAACUUAAUACCAGACAAGGAAUAUGUCCAGCUUGUUCGGGCUGGGGUUAAACCUGGUCCUAACACAGAUCACUUGGAUGAUGAUCCCUUUGUUGGCUUGCUGCUUACGGAUCAGUGA
Molecule: messenger RNA, 1461 nt
Organism: Candidula unifasciata
Lineage: Eukaryota; Metazoa; Mollusca; Gastropoda; Stylommatophora; Geomitridae
Source: the annotation of a GenBank genome assembly